UCUCUCUUUCCAUCACAAAUAUCAGGAUGAAACAUAUCAAACUUGUAAUCGAUCAAGACGUACAGCCAUGCCCAAUUUGCUGUCAGAUUCCGACGAUGAUAACACACCAAUGUCAAAGCUAUUUGGUCGACAGAGGCCAAUACAUGCUCUUCUUGGAGGAGGACAAGUUGCGGAUGUGUUGUUAUGGAGGAACAAGAAGGUAUCGGCAACGCUUCUGGUUGGGAUUGCAGUGAUAUGGUUUCUUUUUGAGGUGGUGGAAUAUAAUUUGGUGACUCUUCUCUCUCAAUUUUUCAUUACUUCAAUGCUCGUCAUCUUCAUUUGGUUCAAAAGCGCAGAUACCUUCAAUUGGACUACUACUCCAAGGAUCCCUGAAAUGAUCUCGAAAGAAUCCACCUUCAGAGAUGUUUCUUCAACCUUACAUGCAAAAUUCAAUCACUUCUUAUCAAGUUUCCUCUAUGUUGCAUGUGGAAAUGAUCCAAAACUCUUCUUUUUGCAGGCUAUUGUUUCUCUUUGGAUACUGUCAGUGAUAGGAUACUAUUUCAGCUGCUUGAAUCUUCUGUUCUUUGGUCUUCUGUCUUUGGAGACAUUGCCAUUUCUGUACGAGCGAUACGAGGAAGAAGUUGACUAUUUUGCUGGUAGAGUCAACAGAAGGAUGAGGAAGAUGUACAAGAACUUUGAUUCAAACUUUCUAGGGAAAAUUCCAAAAGGACCGUUGAAAGAAAAGAAAGACAUGUAAAUUAAAUAUGCACAAUUUCUGGUGCCACCUUCACUACUGUUCUUUAAUGUUUAAACAAAAGCAAUAAAAUUGUUGUACAUAAUGAAAAUGUUUCAUAUUGUGAAUUCUGAAAAUUUCUAAUUUGUAUUAUUGUAUAGUCUUAUUAUCCUUA
This is a messenger RNA of Cornus florida, 887 nucleotides long. Its product is annotated as reticulon-like protein B9. The coding region runs from base 68 to 736 and encodes 222 amino acids. The transcript has 5 exons. The record is from RefSeq and is a predicted model, not a curated record. Lineage: Eukaryota; Viridiplantae; Streptophyta; Magnoliopsida; Cornales; Cornaceae.